AUGAAAAAGUACAUUUUAUUUAUUAUAAAUUGCGUUUUAAUAUGUGGUUUUAUCUCAGCACAAUCUACAGUAAUACCUUCGUUUAUUCCAGUUAAUGAGGGUAUUCCGGAUCACGAGCUUUCACGUCUGUCCUUAGAAGUACUUCCAAUUAUAUCUCACAAGUUUAAAAUUCAGAUAUUCUCUGAUAGGAUUAGAAUAGACUCGAGACCAAAAUGCCAUCAAUCCCAAGGGUUUGACGGCAAGGACACAAUAAAAGUAAGUUUUAUCAUUUUACCAUAA
Messenger RNA from Cryptosporidium ubiquitum, 279 nucleotides. RefSeq lists its product as uncharacterized. The record is from RefSeq and is a predicted model, not a curated record. The transcript has a single exon. NCBI's taxonomy places the organism in Eukaryota, Apicomplexa, Conoidasida, Eucoccidiorida, Cryptosporidiidae. Bases 1 to 279 code for a protein of 92 amino acids.